AUGUACGGGUAGCUGACGUUUGCUUUGAUACGCGCGUUAACAAUUCCUUCGUACAGUCUAAUUGACAUAUUGCCGUGGUGUAUAUAUGCGUGCGUGUGCGUGUUGUGCAUGGUGCGGGGUAAAUUUCGACUGGCAAAAUGUGUUAGAAAUCCGGUUAAUAUGAGCGAAGGAGCGGAUUCAGUGACGCCGAUCUGCGAGAAUUCGCUUACGACCUUGAAAGUUGAUCCUGAGGAAGUCGAUCCUGAGAAACUUCCUCCUCGAAUAAUAUCGCACAACACCAGGAGGCCACGGUUCGGCAUUGGCAAUGCUCCGCUUUCCCCAUAUAUAUUAAUCGAUGGAAAAAAGUUACGGAGCUCCCUGGCUUUCUCCAAGAGACGACCUCCACGACGAGUGAGUUUUCCCGCAAAUGACAAUCUUUUGGUUACGGGAUGCCUGGAGCCUGCCAAUCCUUGGAGACUCGCCGAAAAUGUGAAUCGCGACGAUUUAAUCUCAGCGUACAAGGACUCCUGUACAAAACAUAACACAGAUCCUCUGGAAGUAGUUAUAAGCCAACUCCAGAGUUUAGAUACAUCCCAAAAGCAUAGCGAACAAUUUAAUUUAAGAGGACAGACAUUGGAUCCUAAUGAUUGUGAAGCAUUGGAAGAAAUUCUUAAAAGAAUUCAAUUCGAUAAAGUCGAUUUAGAGGCAACAUCUUUGAAUGAUCAGAGUUCUGUGAUAUUAUUUGAUAUGUUAGAGUAUUAUGAAUCCGCGAAACAGUUGAUUAUUUCAUCCAAUCAGGGCAUCGGAGUACACGGAUGGCAUGCCUGUGCAAAUUUGAUAAGAAAGACCCAAUGUUUAGAACAUCUUGAAGCUAAGGAUAUAACACUUAAUGAACAGUAUAUGAAUAUCUUGAGUCGUGCAUUACGAUUAAUCUGCAACCUACACGUGCUAAAACUAGAAAAUUGUGGACUUUCAGGAAGAUCUACCGUCACACUAGUUGCAGCUUUAAAAAUGAAUACUGGAAUAAGGGAACUGUAUCUAGCUGACAAUGGACUUAAUUUGUACGAUGCAAUACAACUUGGUUCUCUUCUUAGAUUUAAUAAUCAUAUACAGCUACUUGACAUUAGCAAUAAUAACAUUCAAGACAAUGGUGUACGUGAUAUAUUAGAAGGACUCAUUAAUCAAAUAAAUGAAGACAAGAGCGGUAAAGGAUUAAGUAUAUUAGUAUUAUGGAACAAUCAACUUACAAAAAAAUCAGCCCCCUAUUUUGCACGUAUUAUAACGUUGUCUAAAACAUUAGAAACAUUGAAUAUUGGAAAAAACGUGUUGACCGAUGACUUGAUACUUACUAUAAAAGAUGCGCUGAUGAAGAACCAUACUCUGUUACAACUGGGAAUACAAUCGACUGAACUCACAUGCGAUGGUAUUGUUGCAUUAUCAGAGAUUAUCGAAACAAAUCAGAUUUUGCAAAGGAUAGAUUUACGAAACAAUGACAUACGAGUGACAGGAUUAUCAGCCCUCAAUUCCGCAAUGAAAAAGAAUAAAAGCAUCACUAAAAUCGAUUUUGACCUAAAGCUUAGAACGAAAGUGGAUGACUCAGACCAGACAUUAUACACGCAGCUCCUAACCGAGAUUCAAGUCUGUUGUUCGGAAAACGAGCAGAAUCGUAUUAUAGAAGAAACUAGCGAAGGUUCUGAAAGUUCACAUCAUAGCAUCCUCUGUAGUACAAACUCUCGUAAAAUCUCGCUUACAUGUCAAACACUACCAUGUUCUUUAUCAACCGUGAUUUCGAUACGAAAUAACGAACAAGGGCAAACGAUGCUCGAACCGAAACGUAUCAACGGAGGUCGUCUACGUUCCCCAGCCCUUAGUCCAGCCUCUUCACCUAUAGCGAGCCCGAUACCAAGUCCUUCACGAAGUCGAUUUGUGGUGUCCCGAGUACCAGAAACAUCAUUAUGUUCGACAGAUUCCUCAGCAUCUACGUCACCAGUUACUCUGUCCCUUGAAUCAUCUACCUAUCUCGCAUCUUCUGCAAGUGGGCCAUCUAGAUUUCGUGUCUCAGUUGUUGAAUCAGCAAAAACCAUUUUCCAUAAACCUGUUGUCGCCUCGUCCAAGGCCGACAUCACGUUUGAUGUAAAGUUUAAAGUAAAUAGCACGGGAUCGACCGUUUCCGACGAUUCUGUCGGCGUAUUCGGAUCAAAAUUAGAAACUAGUAACGCUCAGAGCGGCGAACAGUUCCGUAACGGGUCAGGCAACGUAUCUCACAUAACCUCAAAUAAGCUAAACGAAAGGUGUACACCGCCCACGCAUGAAUUUGUUACGUUAAACGAUGAACAACAAUCCACCGAGGCUGCUGUUAAGGCGAUUAAAGUCGAUCACAGCGCAGAGUCUGUUAUUUUGGAAAAUAUGGAACAUGGCAAUGUACAGAAUAAUCACAUUAAUAUUUCAACUAGACUGGAAAGUACUGCAUCGAUAAAACAUAUAGGAUUAUCAGAAAGUUAUCGUAAUGACGAUUCGAAGGAUUCAAAAACAUCCAUAAAUGUGAACAAAGAUGAUAGAAAUUCUACUAUUAUAACGAAUAAUAAACCGAAUCCUGCAAACAAACAACAGGAUAUGACCAAAAGUCUACCUGGUGCUGUUUUAAACGAAAGAACAGAAUCGCAAGCGCAAACAAGGCAGAAGUCCUGUAUACAGAAACAUACUCCUAAUUUAGAAAAAUUGCUUGCGCUGUUUCAACAACCUAGCUGUCUUUUUCCUACUAGCCAAUUGAAGAGUAAAAGUACAUUUCAGGAUACUGCGAAUAACGUCACGGCGACUGAAAGUAAAUUUCAUGGUUACUUAAAUGAGGAUAAAAACAGAAGCUCGCAUCAGAAAACAGAAGACUCUUCGGAAUCGCCAAAAAGUAAAUUGACAAAAUCAUUCAACAUUUCUCAAAUUUUGAGCUUGAAAAGCUUAACGAACAUGUUUCCGUCGUUUAAGUUCGAUGGUAAUUUAAAUGUUUCUGAGCAGACCAGCAAAUCGUACUCGAAGCCAGUUACUGAAGUAAAUCUUCUACUUAGAGAAAAAAGCAGAAAUGCUGACUACAGCAAUGACAAUAAGCAACUUAAAGUACACGUAAAAGGGCAAGAAAUUAAUCUUUUCACUGUGGGUAAUCGAUUGGUACCCGAAGAAAUACAAUCAAAAAGCUAUGUUGAACUUAUUAAGAAAAACUUUCUAUUACCUGAACAUUAUAUGGUUUCAAAUAUAGGGAUCGAUAACUGUUUAAAGAUUGCUAAUAAUAAUCUAUUAACGCGUAUUUCCGAGAAUAAAUUGAUCGUACCUUUAUCGAAAUUUGUAAAUAGAUACAAGUGUCCUGUUUUAAAAGCAACUAUUAGCAAUGUAAAAAUUGAAGAUAUAGAGAAAGUACUGAGCAAGGUAGAUUCCAUAAUGGUAAAAACAACGUGUGAUAAAACUUUAACGGACAGUAUUAAUUUUACUAGUGAUAGUAGCUCCUUGUCUUGUAAUAUAAUGUAUGAUAUAACGAAUAUAAACGAUACGUUCGCUGUAAAUAUGUCUGACAAACUGCACAAUUUAGUAAUAUUAAACUUAAACGCGAGACGUGAUUUAAAAGAUAAUUUUGUUUUUAACAUAGACAAUAAGCAGAACAAUUUGGCAUGUUUCAUGUGUAAAACGGAGCGCGGUUAUAAUAUAAGUAAUGAAUCAUUUGCAUAUCAGGAUGCAUUCGAGGUAAACUUAGGUAGAAAUUGUUUAAACAAUGAAGUUACCAAAUGUAUUGAUACCAACUAUCGUAAGGAAGCGUGUACAAAUGUUUAUAAUACACCAAGCAAUGAAGUGAAAGGAAGAGAUGUUUGCCGUGUAAAUAAUAGUACGGACUGGCAAAGUAUUUCAGUGAGUGGAAAAUCAAAAGCAAGAAUAUCUAAGAAGAAUUAUAUGUACGAAGAUAUUAACCUUGAUUCUAGCGGUGUUAGUGCAGAUUCAAGUACGUCAAGUGAUUACAAAGAAGAGGUUAUAAGUACACAAAGAGUACAGAAAGUAAUGAAACCGUUUGAUACAACGGAUAAGAAAUAUUUGGAGUUAUACGACGAUAAUGUUUUCAUGGAAGAUAGCAUGAGUAGUAUGCUUGAAAAGACAGACGUUAUGCCUGUAUCUAGAACGUGUUCUUGUAUAGCAGACUUCGACAAGUCCAUUCCCAAAGAUCUUAUAUUUUAUAUAGCUGACAUUUCUUCUCUUGAUGAGAGUUCCAUAGAAGAGAAAGAUGAAGAAGAAGAAGAGAUUUCACCAGAAACUAUUCCCAACGAGUGGUCAAAUGAUGCUGUUCAACCGAAGAGCUCGUUCUACAAUCUAUCCCAAAGUAACAGAACCAUGAAUCUCAUAAUCGAAGAGCCAGAGAAUAUUUGUAGCACCAACGAAGUUUCCAAGAUUGAGGAAAAGAACUUUUCUACAAGCCAUAAUGUGCAGGACAGCACGCAUUUUCCUAGCAAGGAAGAAUUCCAAGAAAGCAACGAGUCUGGAAUCAAUGAGUCUGAAUGUUCCUCUAUAUGUACAAAAGUUUACUCCAUUGCCCAUCCAAAAAAAGAUGUGUCUCUGCUGAAGAAGAGUAGUGAUAUACGUGGAAACACUUUGGAGAAUAUAUACAUGUUCACAAAAUUUGGAUCGAAUAUUGCUCAACGUGUGAAAUUUACAAAUCCGAAUGCGAUUAGUGAUAUGACCCAGAAAUACCUUAAUACAAUUAAAUGUGCAGUUGCCACGACCAUGUGUUCAAAGGCUGCGGCGAACACAAGGAGUAAUAUGAGAGUCGAAGUGAUUUCUGAUGAGAGUACUACCGUUGCCGAGUCUUCGUCGGUAAUUCAUGCGACAAGCACAAAAUAAAACAGGAAAUACGGAGGACGAAGACGAGGAAAUGGAAGAUAUGGAAAUAGAAGGAACAAGAUAUGCUAGAGAAAAUAAUAAUUUAUAUGAUUUAGAUGAUGAAAUUGAUGAAAUCGAUGAACUUGAAGAAUUGACAAUGGAUCUUGAACCACAAUACCAACGGUAUGCUAGGUGGAAAAUUUGAAAGAACACGCUAUUUAGUAGUUGUUAAUA
Dufourea novaeangliae is the source of this 5061-nucleotide messenger RNA. RefSeq lists its product as uncharacterized. The transcript has 11 exons. Lineage: Eukaryota; Metazoa; Arthropoda; Insecta; Hymenoptera; Halictidae. The record is from RefSeq and is a predicted model, not a curated record. Bases 109 to 4848 code for a protein of 1579 amino acids.